AUGGAGCAAAAGAAAAUCCAUGGAUCAACACAUGAUGAUGAUGAUAAUGAUAGAUCUCUAUCCAUAGAGGACAUUCCCAUCGACCUAAUGGGCGAGAUACUCUCAAGACAACCAGCAAAAUUGAUAGGGAGGUCUCGCUCUGUCUCUAAGCUAUGGUCUUCUAUCACCACCACUCCAGGUUUCAUCAACUCAUUCGCUGCUAGGUCAUCUGCAUCAUCACAGGCUUGUGCUUUGCUAAUCUUCAGUAAACGCGACAAGCUGUUUGUUUUCUCCUCUCCUCAAGCAGAGAGUUAUCAGUUUACAAUCCCCUCUGAUGGUUUCCUUAAGCGCUAUGAUUCCGUCCACGGCUUGAUUUACUUGGAAACUUCUACGCAGCUCAUGAUUUGGAACCCAACCAUGAAACGCUUCUUCACUUUACCUGAACCUGAAGGCAGCGAGGGAAAAUACAUCACAGGAUCUUUGGGAUAUGAUCCUAUUGACUGUAAAUACAAAGCAUUGUGCCAUCUUACAGGAGACAAGAUUGGGAUUCUUACAUUGGGAUCGCAAGAAUCAUGGAGAAUACUAUCCCAAGGUUUCCCAAGUCAUUAUCGGCGUAUGACAGAUUGUGUGAUAUGCAUUAAUGGAGUCAUAUACUAUGAAUGUUGUUUUGGUCUUUCUUAA
Eruca vesicaria subsp. sativa (arugula) is the source of this 660-nucleotide messenger RNA. The record is from the annotation of a GenBank genome assembly. NCBI's taxonomy places the organism in Eukaryota, Viridiplantae, Streptophyta, Magnoliopsida, Brassicales, Brassicaceae.